AUGCUGAACCUUGCGGCUCUGCUGUGGCGCCGGCUCCUGCGCAAGCGCUGGGUGCUCGCCCUGGUUUUCGGGCUCUCGCUGGUUUACUUCCUUAGCAGCACCUUCAAGCAGGAAGAGAGGGCCGUGAGAGACCGGAACCUCCUCCAGGUUCAAGACCGGGAGCAGCCCAUCCCGUGGAAGGUGCAGUUUAACCUAGGCAACAGCAGCCGACCCAGCAACCAGUGCCGCAACUCCGUUCAAGGGAAACACCUCAUUACUGACGAGCUGGGCUAUGUCUGCGAGAGGAAAGACCUGCUGGCAAACGGCUGUUGCGAUGUCAGUGUCCCCAGCACAAAGCAGCACUGCUGUGAUGGGUGCCUGGCCAACGGCUGCUGUGAAGCCUACGAGUACUGCGUCUCCUGCUGUCUGCAGCCCAGCAAGCAACUUCUCCUGGAACGCUUCCUCAACCGGGCGGCUGUGGCCUUCCAGAACCUCUUCAUGGCAGUCGAGGACCACUUCGAACUCUGCUUGGCCAAAUGCAGGACCUCCUCCCAGAGCGUGCAACAUGAGAACACGUACCGCGACCCCAUAGCCAAGUACUGCUACGGAGAGAGCCCACCUGAACUCUUCCCUGCGUGAGGCCUGAUGGAGGUACACGCCCAGAACCAGUCUGGUCCCCUGAAGUAAUGAAGGAGAAAGCCACACAAGGAUGCUCGACCUUGACCAUGUCUUGUGGCUUCGGGUGUCUCCGGCUCCCUCACCGACAGCUGGAGCAGAUGGGCGGAGCCAUUCUAUAGAGCAGGCUGGACGAGGUCCUGGCACCUUGCAGGGCCCUGGGACUGCUGGUCAGAGGCCAGGCGCCUGUUUUAACCUUACGUUGUAGUCAUUUAUUGACUUUUCAGAGUGGUGGAAGGUGCGGUUUUCUGUGCAGGUCACCUUUGCCUGUCCAGAUGAAUACAUUGGAGGAGGUGACGGUUGCUCUCGCUUCCCGAGCAUCACAAGUGACCACAUGCUCCGUGAAAGUUUGU
Messenger RNA from Grammomys surdaster, 1007 nucleotides. It is a transcript of the gene Spring1, whose product is annotated as chromosome unknown C12orf49 homolog. The coding region runs from base 1 to 618 and encodes 205 amino acids. NCBI's taxonomy places the organism in Eukaryota, Metazoa, Chordata, Mammalia, Rodentia, Muridae. Gene Ontology annotation, biological process: positive regulation of SREBP signaling pathway. The transcript has 5 exons. The record is from RefSeq and is a predicted model, not a curated record.